CUCUUGAUUUUUUUUGUUUUUGUUAUCAAUAUCUCUUCCUCUCUCUUAUUCCCAAAGCCAAAUCAAAAUUCACAUGUUUUAGAAAUAAACUUGUUCUGAUUUAUUUCAUCAUCGGCAUCUGAAAAAUACGACGUGACUUGUAUCUUUACUUCUCGUUUGUUCAUCCUUUGUAAUACCUAAAAUGGGUGCAAUUCUAAAUGCUUUGUUUGCCGUCACUAUCAUUUUCUUCACAAUCUCAUCACCCACACAUGGGUACGAUCCUUUGGAUCCGUUUGGUAAAAUUAUCAUCAAAUGGGAUCUUCUUCAAUCCUUACCUGGCCAUCACACAGUACAAGUAACAAUAGAGAACAAGCAAGAGUACCGGCACGUGGAGAAGCCAGGUUGGAAGCUGAGUUGGCAUUGGGAAAACAAAGAAGUGAUAUGGGGCAUGACCGGAGCUGAGACGACGGAGCAAGGCAAUUGCUCAGCCUUCGCCGCCAGCGACAACCUCCCUCACUGCUGUCUCCGGCGACCAACCAUCGUCGACCUUCUUCCCGGAGCUCCUUACAACAUGCAAGUCUCCAAUUGCUGCCGUGGAGGCGUCUUGACAUCAAUGUCUCAGGACAGCAUAAACCAUGUCUCUGCUUUCCACAUGACCAUUGGAAGCUUCCCUGAUGAAGACACUGGAGAGUUCAUUAUGCCUUAUGAUUUCGAUAUAGGAGUCCCUGGUUAUACCUGCGACAAUGCAACAUCUGUGACCCCUACUAAGUUCAGUACCAACAAGGGUCGUCACAAAACGCAAGCUCUAGCAACAUGGGAGGCAGUGUGCGUGUACUCGCAGUUUAGGUCAUCACAAUCACCAAAAUGCUGCGUUUCACUCUCUGCAUUUUACAACCAAACAAUAGUUCCUUGCCCUGUGUGUAGCUGCGGCUGCUCUAGUUCCCAUUGCGUCAAGCCUGGUGAGACGCCGCCAUAUCUUGAACAGAAACAUGAUCCAGAUGAGGAAGUAUCACCUGUGGUGCAGUGUACGAAGCAUAUGUGCCCCAUCCACAUCCACUGGCAUGUAAAAGUGAACUAUAGAGAGUAUUGGAGGGUUAAGAUCACAGCAACGAAUUACAACACAAUGAAGAAUUACUCUGACUGGAACUUAGUGGUGCUUCAUCCAAACUUGAAAAGCGUCCAACAAGUCUUCAGCUUUAACUACAAAUCCUUAACACCUUAUCACGACGGCAUCAAUGAUACAGGGAUAUUUUGGGGAGUGAAGUUUUACAACGAUGUUCUGCUUCAAGCAGGAGAGAUUGGAAAUGUGCAAACAGAGUUAUUGCUAAAGAAAGAUAUGGGAAAUUUCACUUUUAGAGAAGGUUGGGCUUUUCCAAGGAGGAUCUUGUUCAAUGGUGAUGAAUGUGUUAUGCCUUCUCCUGAUGACUAUCCGAGGCUGCCGAGUUCUGCUUCUUCUUCUUCUUCUUUUUCAUCUUCUGUUGUUAGCUUUGAUACAAUCCUUUUCUGUUUUCUCCUUCUUCUUCUACUCGCUUGAUGAAA
This is a messenger RNA of Eutrema salsugineum, 1518 nucleotides long. Its product is annotated as COBRA-like protein 6. The record is from RefSeq and is a predicted model, not a curated record. Bases 182 to 1513 code for a protein of 443 amino acids. Gene Ontology annotation, cellular component: plasma membrane. NCBI's taxonomy places the organism in Eukaryota, Viridiplantae, Streptophyta, Magnoliopsida, Brassicales, Brassicaceae. The transcript has 6 exons. Gene Ontology annotation, biological process: plant-type cell wall cellulose biosynthetic process; cellulose microfibril organization.